Messenger RNA from Phymastichus coffea, 3458 nucleotides. RefSeq names its product major facilitator superfamily domain-containing protein 12-like. The record is from RefSeq and is a predicted model, not a curated record. The coding region runs from base 1060 to 2529 and encodes 489 amino acids. Gene Ontology annotation, cellular component: membrane. Gene Ontology annotation, biological process: transmembrane transport; carbohydrate transport. Gene Ontology annotation, molecular function: symporter activity. The transcript has 7 exons. NCBI's taxonomy places the organism in Eukaryota, Metazoa, Arthropoda, Insecta, Hymenoptera, Eulophidae.
GUUAGUCGUCCAUUUACGGCGACGAUUGCGACGUAGUGCGCGGUCAAACGGUGAAAGGACGAGCUUUGCGCGACCUAUUUUCCUCUCUCGGCAGCAGCAGCGACAGCGGCAACAGCAGUCGAUGGUGCCGAUCUCGCAAGUGUCCACGUGGCUUUACGCUUGUUUAUCCGGUGCCGCCGCACGCUAUUACUUCGUUUCUGAUUUUCGCGCGACGAUAAUCGCUUUGGGAGGAGCCGUGUCGUCGUCGGAGAGUGGAAAGUCGGCUACUUGUUUUUCCCAGACCUUCAUUUUGUUUCGGCUUUGUGUCGCGUGAGAGAUACUGAUUAUGCGCACGAAUUGCCACCGCCGAAUGUUAACAAUUAGAAGAAAAUCUGGAAAAUUGCAGUUUUGAAAAUGACGUGAAAUUACGUAUAUUGUCAAAACAACUUGAAUUGUGUCGGCACCGUGAGGGAUGAAUUACGGUAAAAUUGAAAAUAUUAUAUCGAGUUUCUAAAGUCAAAGUAGUGAUUAUUUUAGUAUAGAAUGUUUUAUUGUUACGAUGAUGUGGGCAAAGAGUAAUGUGAAUGUAGAAUCACUUAAUAAGAAGCGUUAAGAAAGACUGUGCUUAAUGUGUUAAUUAACAACAGACCCAAUUCGGAUGACAUUGUCACACAAAAAGCAGAGCAGAAAUUUGACAAGCCAAGGAAAACAAUGAAGACCAGCAACGAAGAAAAAUCAAUCUGGACGGAUAGCCCACUUUAAACAAAGCCGAAACAACGGAAAUGCAAAUCACAUCGACACGAGCGCACUGCGUGUGCGAACGAGCGUCAAUAUACAAGUGCUGAAUCGCGACGAGCGAAUAAUUGUAUUAAAGCGCACACGCUCGCACACGUGCGAGAAGAGAAUUUAAAAGGUGCGAGUUGGCAACGACAGCGUAGCCGCAUAAGACGACGACUAUUACGCCUUUGCAAGCACAGCUGAUUGCGCGCCGUCAGAGAGUUCAAUUGAGAAUUUUUCAGUUGAUAUGAUGGGGCCACGCACUUGAGACUGUAAUCGACGGAAACGGCAAAAAUCGUCGAUAUGUCGUUUAGGAAAUUCCGAAUUCUGUCAAUCCGAUGUAGAAGCUGGUUCGCUAACUUCACGGCCAGAACAAUGCUGGCCAACGGUAGCAGCAGCGAGAGAACUCCACUGGUGGAUAGGCCGGUCAGUUUGACAACGCGCGCAGCCUAUGCCCUCGGCCAUGUGUUCAAUGACCUUGCCGCCGCCAUGUGGUUCUCUUAUACCCUCAUAUUCUUGCAACGGAUCGCUAACUUUGAGCCGAUCACCGCUGGAUCUUUGUUACUUUUAGGUCAAGUAGUCGACGCACUGAUGACACCGGUAUUCGGUGUAUUAGUUGAUCGCUAUGCCAACAAGAAAGCAUGGCACGUGGUCGGCUCGGCUUUGGUUACUUUCUCGUUUCCCGUGAUAUUUGGCAGCUUCGUGAGGAAUCCAUUCAGUGUUGGCACCAUGUUCGUCUACGUGUUCAGCAUCAUCGUCUUUCAAACUGGCUGGGCCGCUGUACAAAUCUCACAUCUGUCGAUGAUACCCGCGCUGACCGGAUCAAACGUCUUGCGCUCGGAGUUAACUGCCAUAAGAUAUUCAGCUCAAGUGGGCGCAGCAAUCUUCGUGUUCUUCGUCACUUGGAUGGUGCUGCCAAACAACGGCUUCGUCAUGCGUCUCAAUCCAUUCGAUGCUUACAGAUUCCGAAACAUCGCCGUAGUAUUGACGCUCUUCGGCGUGAUAGCGACGAUCCUCUUCCACGCAUUCUUAAACGCACGGCUAUUAGAAGUGGUCCGUGCGCCGCUGUUCAAACCGUCGGCACCGAGCGCCGUGGAGUCACAGCAAACGCAGCCACAGCAACAGCAGCCCGAUGCGGCGCCCUAUGAAAGUAAAGUCACGAGUCCCGAGAGUAGCGGACGUCCGCUGGUGACCAGUCUGUUAACCAAAGUCGCCAUGCUGUACGUCGCCAGUCGACUGUUCAUAACCUUGGCAACGGUCUACCUGCCGCUUUACAUCGAGGAAACUGGUGUUGGCGGCAGACAGGCACUUGCUACCGUACCGCUUGUGUCUUAUCUGGCGUCAUUCGUCAGCGCACUCAUGCUCAAGUACAUCAAUCGAUCCUGCGGCAGUAAGGUGUGCUACCUACUAGGUGGUUUGAUCGGCGUGACGGCGGCUCUCGUCGCCGAGUUCGCCGGAAGUAGCGAGGCGGUACUUUACUCCGUGGGCGUCCUCGUCGGCGCCGGUAGUUCCAUCACCAUGGUCACCGCGUUGAGUAUCACCGCCGAGCUGAUUGGCCCUAGAACCGAGAACAGUGCGCUCGUCUACUCCGUCGUCACUUUCCUUGACAAAGUCAUCACCGGGCUUGUCGUCAUUAUCAUCGAGAGAUUGAGAUGCCGGGAUAAGGAGCUUUGUCCAAAUUACAACCGAGACACGCUGGCGGCGGUGUGCGCAACCUCGAUGGCACUCGGCCUCAUCACUCUGGCAAUGGUGUCGCGAUGCAUCAACAAUUGACCGUCCAAUUCUCUGCAAUCUCAUUCCGUGCUCGCAUAAUAAACCGCGUGUUAUUUUCCACGUCGCAGUACUUCUCUUUUUCUUUUCUCUUUUUUUCGAUCAACACUUUCGGCACCGGGAGCGGACCAAUUUUUUAUGUCAUUCUUAUAACACAAUGAAAAAGAAAGCUUUCGUGGAUAAUCGAAGCGAGCGACAAAUUUUUUCAUAUUUAACCUGAAGAUUGCACAUCAUUCAAAAGCCAAUGAUAGUCUCUUCAUAAAUAGAAGGUCAAUUCACAUUUUUGUGCCAAUUUUUUAGAGGUUGUAUUCUAUAUUUUUCUGUUUUUAAUCUAACGCUAAAUUUAAGGUAGACUCUUGUGGGUGGCUAAUAUAUUAGUCUGCCUACCUACUUUUUUUAUACAUAGCGCUUCUGGAGAAACUCAAUUUUUAGAUCAAAGCGCGGUUAGACUUGUGUUUUAUUGCGUGUUUAUUUGAUUUAAAAACAAAAUCAACGCGUCAAAACAAUCUCCCAAUACUCGUGUGCCUCAACUAGUAGAAUUAAUUUCAAUACGAUACAAACUUGAUUUUAUCCUUGCUCCUUCGAUUUUAUAAUCUUUUACGAUACAUACACUGUUUUUAAUAGUUGCAUUCCACUAGUGCCUUUUAUUGUAUGACAUAUAACGAUUUGACAUAUUACUGAAUUUUGAUAAAACACGAGAAAGAUUAUACCUUGCAUAUCCAAUAAAAGCACGCAAAAAAAUUUAUUUCCUCAUUCCUUGUGUGCUUUUAUUGGACGCUUCGAGUUUAAAUUCUCUCCUUAUCAAAAUUCAAUAUUCGGGAGCAUAUCGCUAAAGAGAAAUAACAUAUAUAUUUCUUCACUUAUUAAUUUGUAAUGAAGUUUAUAAAAUCAAAACUACUUUGUACUAUUGAUGAAUAUAAUAAAGUAGUAAA